This is a messenger RNA of Podarcis muralis (Common wall lizard), 2242 nucleotides long. RefSeq names its product chromosome 8 C8orf88 homolog (gene C8H8orf88). Gene Ontology annotation, molecular function: eukaryotic initiation factor 4E binding. The record is from RefSeq and is a predicted model, not a curated record. Lineage: Eukaryota; Metazoa; Chordata; Lepidosauria; Squamata; Lacertidae. Gene Ontology annotation, biological process: negative regulation of translational initiation. Gene Ontology annotation, cellular component: cytoplasm.
GCCAGGGGAGAGGGUUCCGGCCCUGGCUCCACCCACUUUCACAGGCGGCCCCGCCCACUUCGCGCUUCUAAAAGUGUGAAGGCGGCGACGGGUGGGCCUUGUCAGUUGUGGUUGGAGCGGGACUGCGAAAACUGCCGAGGCUUUAAUUCGCCGGAGUUCGCGGUAAAUGUAUGGCUCCUCAAAGUGUUUAAAAUAAUGGAAACAAAAGGAAUGAUUGGUAAGCCCCUCCAGCCAGCAAGACCUGCACGCCAUCUCUCGUCCCAUGUAUCAGCAACCACUUUCACUUUCCAGACAAAGUUUCCAUGCAACCCUUCUGUACGUUUGCAUAAUGAAAUUAGUUCGAUGUGCAAGUCUAAUGGAAUGCUGGUUUUAAAUGACAGUCUGAUUCCUACACUGUCAGAGCAGCAUAAACCUGAAGUUGCAAAAGAGAGAAUAACAUAUAGUAGAGAUUUCCUCUUGAAGCUUUCAAAGGUUUCACUUGCACAAAAGAAACCAGAAUUUCUUCCCGAUCAUCCCAUUGUACUUGAAAAACCAAAAAACUAUUUACUACCUACUGCAAGCAACAAUAGGCCUUUCUGAAGAUGAGGAAUGUGUCUUUUUCACCACUAAAAAUUAAGGGAAAUGGGAUCUGUAAUGCCAAUAGACUGUAAUCAAAAUUUAUCUUUUACAGUUGGUGUACCCAUCAGUUCAUUUCGGAAGUAAAGCUGUUUUCAACAGAAAACUUAUGUGAAAACUUCAAGUUUUGUAUGACUUAAACCAAUAGUUCAUUGAGCUUUUGUAGUUAUAAAGGAGAGAACUGCUAAAAUGAGGCAAAACCACUGUCACUUUUCAAAUUUGGAAAUGUUGCCUAUGACACCAUAGCUGUGAUUCCCGAAGGACUGAAGUUCACUUGAUCACUUUUGCUGCAACUGAUUAGAUAUGUGCAAUGGUGAGGAAGGCUAUUCUCAUUGGUCGGCUACUAUAAACUACUGACUCCUCAUGGCUACAUACACCUUACAGUAAGCCUUCAAACCACCAUCACAUAGUAAACAUUCCUCUGUAUCAACCCUUAGUGAAUGUUAAGUACGCUGUGUAUUAUAUAUGUAUAUCUAAAAUACUGGCUAGUCUUUUAUAAAAGCACAUACUUAAAUCUCUUCCAUUGAAAUCAUUGGGACUUGACUUUGGUUGGAUUGUGCCAUUUUUUUUCUAGUGUUAUAACAUUUCUGAUGUAUUUAUAAAUAGUAGCGGUAUGUUUUAAUAAUUUUAUCGUGACCUGUCCUUUUCCCUCUCUGCCUUUCACCUUAUCUUUUUCCAUCAAUCACUGUAACUCUUCCUAAAUAAACUAGAUUGAUUCAGGGUGGUGUGGAUUUUAAACUGUGUAGAGUUAAUUAUGUGACUGUAAGCCACUGAUCUUAUUGUCUUAACUUUAGUCAUCAGUAUACAAAACAGUCCUACUUGGGAGUAGACCUGUUGAAAUGAAUCAACUUAAGUCCAUUUAUUUUAGUGGGUCUGUUGAGUAGGACUAAAGCUUGAUAACCACUCUCUAUAACCAAGUGAUAUCUUUCUAGGUUAACGGUAGCUGUUGCUAGCAGCUAUAGCUCUGUGGCACCAGGCAGUGGAAUUAUAUAAAGGCUAAGUCCUAUCCUGCUUUUUGUACUAAAAAUAUAGUAGUUUGUUCUGCUAGACAUAUCUCACUUUGAUUGCCAACCUAUCUGCUGCUGACAUUGUAGACAGAUAUACAAAUAAUGGUUACUUGCAACUUGUGCGGGGUUCUGUUCUAGGGAAUGCGCGUAAAGCCAAAAUUGUGUAUAGUCAGAACAACCUCUUGAACUGCCCCCAUGUGAGCAUCCCUACCACUCCAAAGCCAGUGCAGCAAAUGGACUUUGCCUCCAACACAAGGUGGAGAGCUUUUAAGCUCUCUGCUUUCCUUACUGGGCUGUGUUCCUUAAAUGGACAUCCUUGUCAUAAACAUUGUUACAGGUAACUUAAGCGAUUUCAACUUUGCUACCAGUCAGUUGAAAUUACACAAAUGAAAUGCACUGAAGGUGGACAGCUAAAUUCGUUCUCAUUUGUGACUUGACCUAUCAUUGUUGGAAGUAAGACUGGUAAAUGGCCUGUGUUUCUGAUCUUUUCCGAAGGCUGCAAACAGGUUUUAAAACUGAGCUAAUCCUUGUGUGUGGGUUAGGAGUGUAGAGAUGGAAUAGCACUUUCUUCCAUGGACAAAGUUUUUCUUGAAAAUCUUUUGGCUGUGCAUGGGCUUACA